Molecule: messenger RNA, 294 nt
Organism: Paraglomus occultum
Lineage: Eukaryota; Fungi; Glomeromycota; Glomeromycetes; Paraglomerales; Paraglomeraceae
Source: the annotation of a GenBank genome assembly
AUGGCAUGGGAAUUGCAAUAUUUCAAAGAUCGUAUCGUAUGGGAAUGCCAGAAUGGCGGUCAUAAAUGGAUAGAUCCGAAUGCACCGCCCAAUCCAUCGACCGUUCCACCAAAGACUCUUCCCACAACUCUGCCACCUGCUUUCUGCAAUCAAGGCGUUAAUAAUCUAGUUCUAAUCUUUACUGGCUGCCUGAUUAUUGACUUUGUUCUGAUGCUCUACAUGUUUUUCCUCUUGUGGAGAUUCCACACUAGGCUGCGUCACUAUUCGGUGACUUGUGAAGACUUAUACGGAUGA